Messenger RNA from Nezara viridula (southern green stink bug), 534 nucleotides. Lineage: Eukaryota; Metazoa; Arthropoda; Insecta; Hemiptera; Pentatomidae. The record is from the annotation of a GenBank genome assembly.
AUGGGAGACGAGCACAAAGUACUCACGCUGGUAGUCCCAGGCGUCCUCAGCAGCCUGGGGGGGCUCGGGAGGGGGCACCACUUCCCCGACAACAGCCUUCCCCCCUGUCACGAGCAUCACUGGGGGCGGCGUGUGACGGGGUUGCUGCGCGCGUCAUUCUUGACGUCACCCAGGGGGGUGGAAACGCAAGUUCACGGUCGUAUAUUUACCACUCUACCUCAUCCCCCCCCUCCCACUCACCAAUUUACGGGGAAAUGGAACUUAUACAGAGGAGGAAAGGGAGAGAUAAGUAAUUCAUACAAUAAACAAUGGAUUCCGAAUACCUUAAACCGAAUAAAAAAAUAUAUGCUUUGAAUCUUGAUUGUCAAGUAGCAGGAAUGAAUGGUUUGCUUGAAGUGCGGGUACACGCAGUGAAAUGAAUAACCUUUCUUUAGAUAGAAAGUUAUUUUUCUACAGUUACGUUAGAUCGUAUUCAUUAAACAUUCAGUUAAAAAAAUAAAAUAUAUAUUUUUUUUAACAUUGAACACUUAUAAU